This is a messenger RNA of Colletotrichum truncatum, 1215 nucleotides long. RefSeq lists its product as uncharacterized. Lineage: Eukaryota; Fungi; Ascomycota; Sordariomycetes; Glomerellales; Glomerellaceae. The record is from RefSeq and is a predicted model, not a curated record.
AUGGCACCCAUGGCUGAAAAGAUUGAGAACCGCGGACCUGAGCUUUUGGGCGUCAACAUCUUCUUCGUCACGACGGCAAUCAUUGCCACGGCGUUGAGAUGUUACGUCAGGGCAUUCUUGGUCAAGGCUUUUGGACGAGAUGACUGGCUCAUGGUUUUGGCUUUGGCCUUCUUCACAGCCUACUCUUCUUUCUCGAUAGCAGGUGUUCACUAUGGCACCGGCCGGCAUUUCAAGGACCUUACUGUGGAGAAUAUCCAAAGCGCAAUGCAGUGCUGGUGGUACUGCUACCUGUUCUAUGCCCUCAGUAUGAUCACGUCGAAGAUGUCCAUCGCCUAUUUCCUCCUCCGAAUCGCCACGACGAAGGCCCACCAAUGGGUCAUCUACACCGCAAUGUUCUUCACCGUACUUUCUGGAGUGGUCUUCUUCUUCGUCACACUCUUCCAGUGCAUGCCGGUGAACUACUUCUGGAACAAGCACAUCCCCGGAAGCUGCAUUGAUAUCAACAUCGUCAUCGGCUUGGCGUUCCUGUACAGUUCCUUCAGUGUCAUCUCUGACCUGACCUUUGCGGUCCUGCCAGUCUUUUUAGUCUGGGGGCUUCAACUCAAGACAAAGGCCAAGCUCGCUCUGAUUCCGUUGUUGAUCAUGGGUUGUGUUGCAAGCUCAGCAGUUCUGGUGCGCUUUGGAUACCUCAUGAAACUCAAGGAUCCAGACUUCCUAUGGGCAACACUCGACACCGCCAUCUGGUCCUCAGUCGAACAGGGUCUUGCUAUUACCGCCGGCAGUCUAGCAACGGUUCGUCCCCUCCUCAAGCUUCUCGGUUACAAACUCGGCAUGACGUCGGAUCCAUCUCGUAUGCGGGUGACCGAUGAAGCUGCCAGACGCCCCUCUGCCUUUAUGAACACGACUCAGCACACAAAGAACGGCCAGCCUCAUGAAAACCACGAAGACGCCUAUGGUUUAUCUGUUUUCCCUUGCAAAUGCUGCGGCAACUACAAGUGUGACAAGAGACAGAGUGGUACAUCAUCCAAGGGGAGGAGGCGGUCAAGUCUGGGUUUUCCUUCAAAGUCGAAGAAGGACGAGCCACACGCCUUGCAAAACGUCAAAUCUGUUAGCGAAAGUGAGGAGGAUUUGAAUGUGGAACGAGCGAGAAGAGAUUCGCAUGAUUCACAGGGUGUAGUUCCCCAAAGUUUUCUGAAUACGGAACAAAAGUAUUAA